GGUUCCAGGCUUGCAAACUAAUCCUACAGAAAGGAAUCGUGGGGAAAAAGUAAUGGGUGGGGUUUGCUUCAAAGCCAACCGAAUCUCACUCGUUUUCUAGCCUCCUCUUACUUACAUUGCAUCUUCCUCCCUUAUUCUUCUUUCUAUAUAUAACUUCCAAUCUUGGGUUUAGCUUUUGCAUAAUCUCAAAUUAUUCUACUUUUUUCAAGGAAAAAAUAUGGCUGAAACCCCCGAUGAAAAUCAAGCUCAAAUUAUCAAGGGGAAACGAACCAAACGUUUAAGACCAUCCUCUGUUUCUUCCACUUCUUCAAGUGCAGAUUGUUCAAGCUCUUCAGCUGGAUUGACUGAAGAAGAGGAAGAAGAUCAAGAUUUGGCUAAUUGUUUGAUUCUUUUGGCUCAAGGUAGAAGUAGAAUAACAGAGGGCUGUUCUUCUGUUUUUGUUGAGCAAAAAUUGGUUGCUGCUAAUGAAUCUCUGUUUCUUUAUCAAUGUAAAACUUGCGAUCGUUGUUUCCCUUCUUUUCAAGCUUUGGGUGGUCAUAGAGCAAGCCAUAAAAAGCCCAAAUUCUUCAACAACGUUAUUGCUAAUUCUGUCGAACAACAACAACAACAGCAAGAAAACAAUUUUACAACCUCCAAUUCAAUUCAACUCUCUUUGCAAUUGUCCACCGCCUCCCGUCCUCCGCCCCCUCCCACCGCCGGUGACCUCAUCAAAUCAAAGGUUCAUGAGUGUUCCAUUUGUGGAGCGGAAUUCUCCUCCGGCCAAGCUCUCGGCGGCCAUAUGAGAAGGCACAGAACAUUGACAGCUACCACGACUAGACCUAUUACUACGAGUACUCCACAAUUCAUAAAGAAAGAGAGGAAUAUGUUGGAGUUGGAUCUUAAUCUUCCGGCCCCAGAGGAUGACCGGCACCGGCCACCGGUGGCUGUCUUCUCCACCGCAUCACCGCUUGUGGAUUGCCAUUACUGAUUUUUUUUUUUUUUUAAAAAAACUAUUAAUUGUUACAAACGUCGCAUCAUUUGCACCAAAUUAGAACUCCCCAGUUGGAAUUUAAAGUUAAUUCCUUUGUGGGGUUUCGAUUUGAUUAUUAUUCAUUUUAUAACCACCCAACAAAACCAUUCGAUUUU
Cucumis melo (muskmelon) is the source of this 1125-nucleotide messenger RNA. Its product is annotated as zinc finger protein ZAT5-like. The record is from RefSeq and is a predicted model, not a curated record. The coding region runs from base 218 to 967 and encodes 249 amino acids. Lineage: Eukaryota; Viridiplantae; Streptophyta; Magnoliopsida; Cucurbitales; Cucurbitaceae. The transcript has a single exon.